CUCGCAUCCACAUGUCCAAAGCUCCGAUCUGACAUCUUUCUUUUCUGCUUCUACCACGUUUUACACAAGUUGUGGUUCGGACAAAAUGUACAACACCGUGUCGAAAAAACGCCGGUUUGUGGCCAAUGGCAUGUUCCAUGCCGAACUCAACGAGUUCCUGACUCGUGAGCUGGCCGAGGAUGGAUACUCCGGUGUGGAGGUCCGUGUUACGCCGACCCGCACAGAAAUCAUCAUCAUGGCCACCCGCACCCAGAACGUGCUGGGUGAGAAGGGACGCCGCAUCCGUGAGCUGACCGCCGUCGUCCGCAAGCGUUUCGGAUUCGCACCCGGCAGCGUUGAGCUGUACGCCGAGAAGGUUGCCACCCGCGGUCUGUGCGCGAUCGCUCAGGCGGAAUCGCUGCGCUACAAGCUGAUCGGUGGGCUGGCCGUGCGCCGCGCCUGCUACGGUGUGCUGCGCUUCAUCAUGGAGUCGGGCGCCAAGGGCUGCGAGGUGGUGGUGUCGGGCAAGCUGCGCGGUCAGCGUGCCAAGUCGAUGAAGUUCGUCGACGGACUGAUGAUCCAUUCCGGUGAUCCGUGCAACGAGUACGUCGACACCGCCACCCGGCACGUGCUGCUGCGCCAGGGUGUGCUGGGCAUCAAGGUCAAGAUCAUGUUGCCGUGGGAUCCGAAUGGCAAGAUCGGCCCGAAGAAGCCCCUGCCCGACAACGUGUCCGUGGUUGAGCCGAAGGAUGAGAUCAUGUACUCGUCGCCGCGCAGCGAACCCAAGUUCAAGGUGCCGGAACCGCUGGUGGAAGCGAAGGAGCACGUCGUCGAGGCGUGAGCGGGGUGUGACACUGUGUGAGUCGUGGGAUGACGGUGGGAUGUUGGCGCGGUGUACAUUCAUGGUGACGCUGUUGGGAAUGCGUGAUGUGCGUAUUUGGAGAGGGCGGAUUGAAGGAUGAAAAUACAUAAGCUUUCUUCCAGACGGAUCACCGCCGGAGCGAAACAUUAGAAAAACGCAGCAAGGGAGUAUCCGUUUGGAGAAUACAUAA
Messenger RNA from Anopheles merus, 1031 nucleotides. It is a transcript of the gene RpS3, whose product is annotated as 40S ribosomal protein S3. Gene Ontology annotation, cellular component: cytosolic small ribosomal subunit; nucleus. The transcript has 3 exons. Gene Ontology annotation, biological process: translation; positive regulation of apoptotic signaling pathway. Gene Ontology annotation, molecular function: structural constituent of ribosome; RNA binding. Lineage: Eukaryota; Metazoa; Arthropoda; Insecta; Diptera; Culicidae. The record is from RefSeq and is a predicted model, not a curated record. The coding region runs from base 86 to 820 and encodes 244 amino acids.